AUGCUAAUUGCCGCGUAUUUGAAGAAUUCGAAACGCGCUGCCCCACCGCGGGAGACUCGCCGUGGGAAAGGCGGCCACGGGAGGGCCGAGGGGUUGCCUUUGGAGGUUGCCUGCCAGGUCCCCGCGUACCCCACUCACUCGGGCUCUUGUCGGUUCCAGGGCGCGCCCUACGACGCGCACACGACUGGGAUGACGGGCGCCAUCAGCUAUCAUCCGUAUGGCAGCGCGGCCUACCCGUACCAGCUCAAUGACCCAGCGUACCGCAAGAACGCCACGCGGGAUGCCACGGCCACGCUCAAGGCCUGGCUCAACGAGCAUCGCAAGAACCCCUACCCCACCAAGGGCGAGAAGAUCAUGCUGGCCAUCAUCACCAAGAUGACCCUCACGCAGGUCUCCACCUGGUUCGCCAACGCGCGCCGGCGCCUCAAGAAGGAGAACAAGAUGACGUGGGCCCCGAGGAACAAAAGCGAGGAUGAAGACGAGGAGGAGGGUGACGCGGCCAGGAGCAAGGAGAGUCUGGAUAAGUCGCAGGAGGGCACUGAGACAUCGGCGGAGGACGAAGGGAUCAGCCUGCACGUCGACUCGCUCACGGAUCACUCCUGCUCUGCGGAGUCGGACGGGGAGAAGCUGCCUUGCCGCGCCGGGGACCCCUUGUGCGAAUCGGGCUCAGAGUGCAAGGAUAAGUAUGACGACCUGGAGGACGACGAAGAGGACGAGGAGGAGGGCGAGCGGGACCUGGCGCCAUCCAAAGCCGUGACCUCGUCGCCUCUCACCGGCGUGGAGGCGUCCCCGCUGCUCGGCCGCCACCUCUACUACACGUCGCCCUUCUAUGGCAACUACACAAAUUACGGGAACUUGAACGCGGCGCUGCAGGGCCAGGGGCUCCUGCGGUACAACGCGGCGGCCGCGGGCCCAGGAGAGGCGCUGCACGCGGCGCCCAAGGCGGCCAGCGACGCGGGCAAGGCAGGCACGCAUCCGCUGGAGUCCCAUUACCGGCCCUCAGGCGGCAGCUAUGAGCCCAAGAAAGAUGCCAGUGAGGGCUGCACCGUGGUUGGUGGGGGCAUCCAGUCCUACCUAUAGAAGGGCCGUGUGUACAGCAAUACAAGUAGGUGUCACAAUUGCUUUGGAAAAAAAAAAGUCAGCAGGCCAUUCUUUCUUCCCAAGUUCAUAAAUACACAGACGUAAAAAGCCGCGCUCACCCGGACCGCAUCUUGUGCCACUGUAAAGGAAGGAGCCCGCAGAGCACUGUCAACUCAGACUAACCGAAACGAACAGACUUUUGUUGGAUAGACGUGAAUUUGUUGGCAUAGUAUAGCUUCCCCAAUGUACGUGUGACUUUUGAAAACAAUCUUUUUUCUCAGGAUAUCUUGAAUUGAUCACUUCAUUGCCACGGUAUAUAUGCUAUAGGUGUGAUAGGAUUUACUGUAAAAUUUAUUUGUAAAAGAUGUACACAGUAGAAAUAAAACGUGAUUGAAGAACUUGAGUACUUAAAAAGUGGAAACAAAUUUGAUAUUUAUUUUUAUAAUGAUAUAAAGCUUCUAGUAAUUUAUGCAAGUUGUAUUGCAAUGGAAUCUAAACUUUUUGUAAAUAAAUUCUGCCUGGUUUUUAUUUGAACAUUGCUGGUUAUACAAUCUUUGUUGGUUGUUUAACAAUAAUUCUUUACUAAUUUAUAUCUUAAAUUGUAAAUAAAAACAGACUAGACUACAGCAACAUGGUGUUUGGGGCUCCUUUUUCUUAAAAGAGUGCUUUGGGUAGAGAGCCCCAGGGAUAGCAGUGACAGCAGUCCCCACCCCAGGUGAUCUGACCUCAGGCUUUUUAAAGAUAAUGUGUAAAAUAACCUCCCCUUUCUGCUCAUAAAAAAAAGGCAGAUGGAAGAGAAAUAAGCAGUAGGGAGAUAUCUGUGAUGUUUAGGUUAUUUAUAUACACAUGUAUUGCAAGGAAAUUAAAAUUUUGUGCUCUGAAUAUGCAAAAUACUUGUUAGUGUAAAUAUUUUUAAGCUUGGCAAAAUAAAAUGACCUGACAUCCCUGUG
Myotis davidii is the source of this 2030-nucleotide messenger RNA. RefSeq names its product iroquois homeobox 2 (gene IRX2). Gene Ontology annotation, molecular function: DNA-binding transcription factor activity, RNA polymerase II-specific; RNA polymerase II cis-regulatory region sequence-specific DNA binding. Lineage: Eukaryota; Metazoa; Chordata; Mammalia; Chiroptera; Vespertilionidae. Gene Ontology annotation, cellular component: nucleus. The record is from RefSeq and is a predicted model, not a curated record. Gene Ontology annotation, biological process: cell development; regulation of transcription by RNA polymerase II; neuron differentiation. The transcript is spliced from 6 exons.